Molecule: messenger RNA, 1395 nt
Organism: Suillus fuscotomentosus
Lineage: Eukaryota; Fungi; Basidiomycota; Agaricomycetes; Boletales; Suillaceae
Exons: 4
Coding region: 1-1395 (464 amino acids)
Source: RefSeq, a predicted model, not a curated record
AUGUCUAGCGCUCUCAUAUCAAAUCCUACUAACUCUCCUACUAGUAGCCGUCUUGUCGAUUAUCGGAAGAUUCUAUCUCAGAAUAUUCGAGUCAACAAUACCGGUGAUUCGGAUUUUCCUCCGGGUCGUCAGCGCACUCGUGCUCAAACUGCUGCUUAUCUACUCAGUACCCGUAAAGAACUGCCUGAUAUCGAUAAUGAAGCGAUGAACCGCAUGCGCGCGGUUCAGAAUUUUUACGAAAACCCGGCAAUCAUGAUGGACGACCAGCCGAUAGAACUCACCGCCCAAUGCUACAACCAUGACAAGACUGACUCACUGGCAGGACUCAAAAAAAUUGAGUUUAGAGUUCUGUUACACACCACAGAUAGCAGCCGAUGUACCACAUACGUGGACAGGCUAUUCUCUGAAUCAGACUUUCGGGUCGACAUCUUCGACGCUGUAAGUGCUACAAUGGACGUUCCGAAGAUGUAUCAGCACUUGGGAUGGCGGUUGUCUACCGCCCGCCGCUCGGACCCGCCCCACCGCCUUUUGACUCCGGAUGACAUUGAUAGUGCUUUUAAAGCUGCUAGAGCAGAGCAGAGCUCUGGGAGGGGGAAGAAGAAAGUUGUGAUCGAUAUCCUCAAUACGUCAGCCACAUUCGAGUCAUCUGCUGGCGAGGAGAGCCUGCCAUCACUUUUACCGUACACGAAAGAGUUGAAGAAUGUAAAGAAUAAGCUGCUCUGCUCCGAGCAUGGAGAUAACACCUUUUGUUGGGUUGAUGCAACACAGCCAACUACUCUGCAUUAUCCGCUUUGCACACAAGACUUGCAAGAGUGGGCUAAGUAUUUACAUGAUACUCACGAUCCUGACAACCCGUGCAUCACUCCGCCCAAGUCUCUCUAUUUCGACGAAAUUCGAAAGACACGCAAGGAACGAUCUACCAUAACCUCGUCACUCCAGAGGGUGCCCACCAAGCUCGUCUCACCUGUUAUCCACAAUCAUAUCCAUCUCGCGCCUGCUGCUGAUGACACGACGAUCUCCGACGGAGCACUUACCAGACAACAAGGAAAUGGUGCCGCCAUGCCUUCUCGGCCAUUGAAGAGGACAUACGCCCUUUACAUGGAAAGUGAUGAAGAAUCAGAUGAUGACGAACCGCCCCAAUCUAUCGAGGACGUCCUUGCGAGUAUCCAUUCUCGCUACCCUGCGCUCAAUUUUCCUGAGUAUAUCGGGAAAAUGAAAGAUCAUGGUAUAUUUUAUUUGCCCACUGCAGCUCACUUCGAUAUCAUAUUCUAUGAGGAGAAUAUUGGUAUGACAGCAGGUGCUGCGUAUACUUUCCAGAUGUGUGUUUCCCGAGCUUAUAUGCAGGCGGAACAUUUGAAGGGGAGGAGCAAGGCCAAAGGGAAGAAGAAAGCGUGA